This is a messenger RNA of Kwoniella shivajii, 1413 nucleotides long. RefSeq lists its product as uncharacterized. Gene Ontology annotation, molecular function: transmembrane transporter activity. Bases 1 to 1413 code for a protein of 470 amino acids. The record is from RefSeq and is a predicted model, not a curated record. The transcript is spliced from 11 exons. Lineage: Eukaryota; Fungi; Basidiomycota; Tremellomycetes; Tremellales; Cryptococcaceae. Gene Ontology annotation, biological process: transmembrane transport.
AUGGCUUCCAUUACUGAGCAGAAUGAUGGUAUCAACCGAAAGAAGUCCUUUUACCGGUCGGUGCCCUUCCAAAUCGCCGUGGCAGCUGGUGUAUCCUUUACUGCUCCAGGCAUGUGGGACGCUCUAGGAGGACUUGGAGCUGGAGGAGCUGCCGAACCAUUUGCAGUCUCCGCUGCAAACGCUAUCUUAUAUGCACUAUUUGCUGUCUUCUGUGUACUUGCGGGAGCUAUCAAUAAUCGGAUAGGAUUGAAAUGGGGGUUGGCAAUAGGUGUGAGUGAUUUUGCAAUCGGUUAUCCACUUUACGGAGCUGGGUUAUACACCAAUAACAAAACUGCCACUACAUGGUUUAUGAUCUUUGGAAGUGUAUGCUGUGGUAUUUCCGCUGGAUUCUUUUGGGCCGCUGAAGCAGCGAUUAUUAUCGGAUAUCCCAGUCCGAAAGAAAGAGGAUUUUACCUGGCUUGUUGGCAGACUGCUAAAGCUUCUGGACCGAUCAUUGGAGGCGCGAUAACAUUAGGUUUGAACGCGAACCGUGAAACCGCUGGAUCAGUGGGAUCCGCGACUUAUAUCGUCUUCAUAGUCCUCAUGUGUCUUGGUUUACCCAUCGCUCUAUGCUUGAGCCCUGCUUCAAAAGUAUGGCGAAAAGACGGGACCAGAGUCGUUGUACAUAAACACGCCUCAUUGUGGGAAGAAUUGAGAGCUGUUGUGAAAUUAGCAACCUCAAGGAGAAUCGUCCUUCUCGUUCCGGCUUUCUUUAUCAGUUAUUUCUAUAACCCAUUCGUUAGUACUUGGUUAACAAGUUAUUUCACUGUACGAUCCAGAGCCUUUUCAUCAUUCUUUACUCCAUUCGCUGGUAUCUGCAGUUCUUUCAUCAUCGGAACUUUUUUAGAUAAACAAUCAAUCCAUAUCCGUACUCGUGCAAGAAUAGCUUUUGCUACGAUUGUGAUUAUUAUGACUGGAACAUGGAUCUGGGCAAUCAUUCUACAGAAGAGAUUUUAUGAUAAUCCACCUGUAUUUGAUUGGUUUCAAGGUGGCUUUGGAUCCGCAUACGCUUUAGUAUUCUUGUGGACUUUUAUCGGUCAAUCGUUCCAACAAUACCUCUAUUGGGUAGUUGGCCAAUAUACCACGGAUCUAUCAUCACUCUCUCAUCAUACAGGUAUUCUUCGUGGACUUGAAGCUUUAGGUCAAACUGUAGCAUGGGCAAUGCAAAGUGAAGCAGGAGUCAAUCAUUUCGUUAGUAUAGGAAUGAAUUUCGGUAUACUCCUUAUAGCUGUCAUUCCUACUUGGAUAGUCGUAUCGGCUCUUGAUCAUACUCAUGAAAUAGUAGUAACGGAACAAACGGGCAUUCCUGGAAAAAACGAUGAGGAAGAGGAUAUAGUAAAAUCAGGAGGUCAUACUCCCGCUCUGAGCGAAUAA